Molecule: messenger RNA, 1760 nt
Organism: Eptesicus fuscus (big brown bat)
Lineage: Eukaryota; Metazoa; Chordata; Mammalia; Chiroptera; Vespertilionidae
Gene: HADH
Product: hydroxyacyl-CoA dehydrogenase
Exons: 8
Coding region: 95-1039 (314 amino acids)
Biological process (GO): fatty acid beta-oxidation
Cellular component (GO): mitochondrion
Molecular function (GO): NAD+ binding; (3S)-3-hydroxyacyl-CoA dehydrogenase (NAD+) activity
Source: RefSeq, a predicted model, not a curated record
UCCGCCCCCAGAGGUCCGCUGGCUGUCGUGCGUCGCAGCGCGCCUUCUUCGCCGAGCCUGGACGCCGUCGCCGCCUCCGUUUGCCCGCAGCACCAUGGCUUUCGUCACCAGGCAGUUUGUGCGCAGCGUGUCCUCUUCGUCCACAGCCUCAGCCACGGCGAAGAAAAUCGUCAUCAAGCACGUGGCGGUCAUCGGCGGCGGGCUGAUGGGCGCCGGCAUUGCCCAGGUUGCUGCAGCAACUGGCCACACAGUAGUGUUGGUGGACCAGGCAGAGGACAUCCUGGCAAAGUCCAAAAAGGGAAUUGAGGAAAGCCUUAAGAAAAUAGCCAAGAAGAAGUUUGCAGAAAACCCCCAGGCAGGCAGUGAGUUUGUGGAGAAGACCCUGAGCAACAUAUCGACCAACACGGACGCGGCGUCUGUAGUCCACAGCAUGGACCUGGUGGUGGAGGCCAUCGUGGAGAACCUGAAGGUGAAGAACGAGCUCUUCAAGAGGCUGGACAAGUUUGCCUCCGAACACACAAUUUUUGCCAGCAACACUUCCUCUUUGCAGAUCACGAGCAUAGCCAAUGCCACCACCAGGCAGGACCGCUUCGCCGGGCUCCACUUCUUCAACCCAGUGCCCAUGAUGAAGCUCGUGGAGGUCAUUAAAACUCCAAUGACCAGCCAGAAGACGUUUGAAUCUCUGCUAGACUUCAGCAAAGCCCUGGGAAAGCAUCCUGUUACUUGCAAGGACACGCCUGGGUUUAUUGUGAACCGCCUGCUGGUGCCCUACCUCAUGGAAGCAGUCCGGCUGUACGAACGAGGUGAUGCGUCCAAGGAAGACAUCGACAUCGCUAUGAAGCUGGGAGCUGGGUACCCCAUGGGCCCGUUUGAGCUUCUCGAUUAUGUUGGGCUGGACACAACGAAGUUCAUCAUGGACGGGUGGCAUGAGAUGGAUACACAGAACCCCCUGUUUCAGCCCAGCCAGUCCGUGAACAAGAUGGUAGCAGAGAAAAAGCUUGGCAAGAAGACUGGAGAAGGGUUUUAUAAAUACAAAUGAUGCGCAGCUGCUCCGGCUCCGGGAAGAGCCCCUCAAGCUCCACUAGCAGCCGCCCAAGUGCCCGCGGGAAUGCCCUGGGGUCGACCUGCUCCCUCCCACCCAGCACAGUCUGUGCGAUGUGCAUUUGAUUGUAAUCUGUCUGAAAUAAUUAUUUACAUGGAGCAGGGUUCUCUCUUGAGAACAAAUUCCCUUUUUUAGUCUAUUCAUUUCUGUGUAUUUUCUAAAAAGCUUUACACCCUCAGUGCCUUGGAGCAAACAUUUCUUUUGAACCUCAUCACUUUGAUAAAGCAUUGCCUGGAUUCGCGCACUGGUAGAGGGAAAGCACUUCCUCUGAGAGCGUGCAGGGUCAUCACUGCCACACUGGAGGGUCCUGGGCGCUGGUGCGACCGUGAUGUGUCUGUGAAGCGCUGUAGGGAGCAGUGUUGCAUCUCACCUUUGUGAGAAGGUCUGCUGCCUGCAGCUUUGAGCUUCUCCCCACAUCCUGGGUACGACAUAGUGUCCUGUCUAUCCCGCUCAUCAUCUGCUGGUCUGGCAGGAACGUCGCCACACACUUGGUUUGCAGGAAGAAGUUUCAUUCACAUCUGAAAUCUGGAUGAGUAUAGUCUCUCUCUCUUUUUCAUGAGAAAUUGUUACUGCAAACUGCCUACAGAUUGACUCUAAUAAAAUACAAUCUUUUAAUCUGUAAAAAAUUUUGAUUGAAAUAAACAUGUAUAACAUUAAA